CUCCGCGCCGAUUCGGUGCUAAUCACAGUUUGUCGCUUGCUCUUGCGUUAAGUUCGACACCGAGUGGGUUCGAUCCGAGAGUUCUGUUGUCGAGGAAAUUGUAACACCAAUCACAUAACCGAUAUCAAGAUGAAAUUGUUCGUCGUUGUCGCUCUUGCCCUGUUCGCUGUGGCUGCCGCCCAGGACAAAUACACCACCAAGUACGAUGGUGUCGACCUGGACGAGAUCCUCAAGUCGGAUCGUCUGUUCAACAACUACUACAAGUGUCUGAUGGAUCAGGGCCGUUGCACUCCCGAUGGCAAUGAGCUGAAGCGCGUCCUACCCGAUGCCCUCAAGACCGACUGUGCCAAGUGCAGCUCCAAGCAACGGGACGGCACCCAGAAGGUGGUCAACUAUCUGAUCGAUAACCGCCCUUCGCAGUGGAAGAACCUGCAGGCCAAGUACGACCCGCAGAACAUCUACGUCGAGAAGUACCGCACCGACGCCAAGAAGGCUGGCAUCAAGCUGUAAGCGGUGCGAGUGAUCGCCCCUUGGCCACAGCUGGACUGAGACUGAGACGCACCCGAAAAACCUCAACAAAUAACUAAAGCGGAAAAAGUACAUCCUACAUACUAACUAAGAACUGUCAUCCCUCCGUAUCCAGUUUCAAGCACAACUCAAAGUCGAUUUUGGCAACCCGACAACCCAUCUUAACUUAAAAGGCAUUUUAAAAAAAAUAUUUUCCUCUAUCUGUGAUCGAACCUGUGGAAGUGUGUAAGUGUUUUGGGGUUUACCAAAGGGGUGGUGGUAUUGUUACGAAGUAACGGUGGCAUGCCUCAUAAGGUUGCCCGAAUCGGUUUUGAAAUUACUGUUACUGUGAAAACUAUUAUUUUUUUAAGUUUUAAAUAAUAAAAACUCUUGAUAAUA
Armigeres subalbatus is the source of this 906-nucleotide messenger RNA. Its product is annotated as ejaculatory bulb-specific protein 3-like. Bases 130 to 510 code for a protein of 126 amino acids. The transcript has 2 exons. The record is from RefSeq and is a predicted model, not a curated record. NCBI's taxonomy places the organism in Eukaryota, Metazoa, Arthropoda, Insecta, Diptera, Culicidae.